GGAGAAAAAAAACCAGGUUCUCAGACUGAGAUGAACCGAAGUGUGCUGAUGAGAAGAAUUCAAUUCCCCGGUGCGGCGGCUGUGUUCCGCGGUUCAGCCGAUAUUUUCACGCUUGCCAGUUAUAUAGUUAAACGCCCACCCCCAUCGCUUUCAUACCUUCAACUACCGGCGCCUAGCUCUCUUUACUCUCAGCGAUGCCUGGUUACAGCCACCAUUCGCCCCUCCGAACCCACUGUCAAUCCAUCCCUUCGUACUCAAACCGAUGUCCCCAGCGGAGAAAUGGACACUAAAGGAGCUUCGGGGAACUGCUCCAAAGUCAUCUUGAAAGGAAUGAGAUACGCUGAACUUGAAAAAUGGGUUCAGUCACAAGGUUUUAGGCCUGCUCAGGCAUUGAUGCUGUGGAAGCGCCUUUAUGCAAAUAAUAUUUGGGCACAGUCUAGUGAAGAGUUAGAAGGUUUGAAUAAAGAAUUCAGAAAAAUGUUAAGUCAGCAUGCUGAAUUCAAAGCAUUAGUUUUGAAAGAUAUUGUGACAGCAUCUGAUGGUACUAAAAAGAACUCGCAGGGGGUUGCAGAUGUUAUUUGCGUUGGAGGACAGCUUGAUAAUAGAAACUGUAGUUAUACCUUGUGAACGGGGCAGAAAUACUGUCUGCAUUUCUAGUCAAGUUGGUUGCGCCAUGAAUUGCCAGUUUUGCUACACUGGCAGAAUGGGAUUAAAGAGACACUUAAAUACUGCGGAGAUAGUUGAGCAGGCAGUUAUUGCACGGCGUUUGCUGUCAAGUGAAGUUGGUCCAAUUUCAAAUGUUGUAUUCAUGGGGAUGGGGGAACCACUCCACAACACAGAAAAUGUGAUAAGAGCUGCAGACAUAUUGGUUGAUGAACAAGGGCUUCAUUUCAGUCCUCGCAAGGUCACCGUCUCAACCAGCGGUCUUGUUCCCCAGCUAAAGCGUUUUCUUCGCCAAUCUAAUUGUGCUUUGGCAGUCAGCCUGAAUGCCACCACUGAUGAGGUUAGAAAUUGGAUCAUGCCUAUAAACCGGAAAUAUAACCUGAAAUUGCUCCUUGGGACUCUUAAAGAGGAGCUUAGUAUGAAGCACAACUACAAAGUUUUUUUCGAAUAUGUUAUGCUUGCUGGAAUUAAUGACAGUGUGGAAGAUGCAAAGAGACUAAUUGAUCUGGUUGACGGCAUUCCUUGCAAGAUUAACCUCAUAACCUUUAACCCUCAUUCCGGAUCUCUAUUCAGACCAACAAAGGAGGAGAAGAUGGUUGAGUUCCGGAACAUUCUUGCGGAAGCUGGGUGUGUUGUUUUUCUACGGCUGAGCAGAGGCGAUGAUCAAAUGGCUGCUUGUGGUCAGCUUGGCAAGCCCGGGGAUGUACGUGCCCCUUUGCUACGGGUCCCUUCCCAAUUUCGUGCAGCAUUACAAGAAGUUUCACUAUAAUUUUCAUACCACUAUUGACUGUUAUUUACUUUUAUAUCCCAAAGAGGCAUUGCUCAUGUACACCGAUUCAAAUGGGAGUUGGCUGUACCAUUAUUCUUGCCCAUGUAAAUAUUUGUACAAUUGUACCAAGACUUCUUUUUGUUUAAUUUUUAUGUGGUGUGAAGUUAAAUGCUUAAAUAUGUUUUUAGAGGGAGCAGGUGCCACCAAUUGAAUGAGA
Molecule: messenger RNA, 1649 nt
Organism: Cuscuta epithymum
Lineage: Eukaryota; Viridiplantae; Streptophyta; Magnoliopsida; Solanales; Convolvulaceae
Source: the annotation of a GenBank genome assembly